AUGGCGGAUAAAGCGCGUCUGAACCAUUUGUGGAAUCUGGCCGUGAAUUGCGCAAAGGAAAACCCACAGUUGUCUCAAUUCUACGUGAACGAGAUUCGCUCUACUGAAGAAAAUGGUGACGCUUCACUGGAUAAUUUUAAGUUGAAGUAUUGUAAGCAUUGCUACAUGGUAUUUAGCGCUGAUAAUUGUCGCGUGAGAUUGCACCCUAAGCGUGGAAAGAAAAAGAGACUUGACGACAAAAAAUGUCGCUCUAAUAAGGAAAUACUUAAACUUCACCGAAGACUAAACCAUGUCGGGGUAUUUUGCAAGACGUGUGGAAAGCAUUCAUUUUAUCCUGGACGCGCAGGAGACGACAAAAAAUCCACACUUGAAAAGAAAAUUUCGUUCUCUGCGCCGCAGAAUUUGCACAACAAUAGCACAAAUGAACAGAGCACUCCUGUUUCAUCAAAAUCAGCGAGUUCCCGGAGAAGAAGUCACAAUUCUACGCUAAAAGAUCUUCUACGAGCAGAUGAUCGGAAAAAAUCAGCCACUGGUGCAACUCCUCAACUAAAGGAUUUCUUGUCAAGUUUAGGACAUUCCAUUUCCCUUACAUGA
Molecule: messenger RNA, 594 nt
Organism: Pocillopora meandrina
Lineage: Eukaryota; Metazoa; Cnidaria; Anthozoa; Scleractinia; Pocilloporidae
Source: the annotation of a GenBank genome assembly